Molecule: messenger RNA, 1362 nt
Organism: Octopus sinensis (East Asian common octopus)
Lineage: Eukaryota; Metazoa; Mollusca; Cephalopoda; Octopoda; Octopodidae
Product: putative zinc finger protein 702
Exons: 2
Coding region: 512-1027 (171 amino acids)
Biological process (GO): regulation of DNA-templated transcription
Molecular function (GO): DNA-binding transcription factor activity, RNA polymerase II-specific; RNA polymerase II cis-regulatory region sequence-specific DNA binding
Source: RefSeq, a predicted model, not a curated record
UUAUUUACUCGAUCUCAAAGAAAAUAUUAAGAAGCCGGUGAAAGUAUAAUUAUUGCGUUAUUAAAAUAGUUCCGUCGUAUCGUGUCGGAUGAUAAACCAACAGUGUUUUUAUCUAAGUGUUAAGCACUCGUAGAUGUUUUACAAGGGAGAAAUACUUGAAAUAAUCGUUUUAAUAACAAAAGCUAAAAUAAAUCCAAAUGCCAGUUGCACAAUUCUGUUUCGCUUUAUCUCCCUUGUGUUUACAUACAAAUAGAAUCUCAUCUUUCUGAACGGGGUCCUUUCAUAUUCGAUGGAUAAUUAGUGGAAAAUUAAAUAUUUACUAAAAUGUACAUCCCAACGACUACCAAUAUUGACUAACCGAGUUCAACCACAUCUUAAGAUCGUCCUUGGUCAAUGUAAAAUCAUUACCCAGUUUCUUUGUAUUGGCUACUUUGAAAGAUUGGAGACAAGCACCACCUGAAGCAAACAGCACAAGAAAGAUUAAACUGACAAUUCACCUCCAGUAUUAAACAUGUUAACGAUCGAGAAACGAUUCUCCUGUGAAACCUGCGGCAAAAUGUUCUUGCUGAGUAAAACUUUGCAGAAACACAAGAAGAUCCAUGUUCUGGAUACAAAGUCCAAAGUCCCACCGACAAACCACGAAUACCAUCCGUGUCACAGAUGCGAUUUAUGUGGGAAGGAACUGGCUCAGAAGAAUUAUCUCAAAAUCCAUCGAAGAACACACACUGGGGAAAAACCAUACAAUUGUGAGAUAUGUGCAAAGAAAUUUGCUCGUCGAGACGCUCUCCGCAUUCACGAGAGAACACACAAAAGGGAAAAGCCUUUCUACUGUGAAAUCUGUUCAAAGCAUUUCGCACAAAAAAACUAUUUAAAAAUUCAUAAACGUAUACACACGGGCGAGAAACCCUUUCACUGUGAUGUAUGUAUACAACAGUUUGCACGUAGUGACACCCUCCUGCGACACAAAAGAACUCAUAAAACAAAUGAAAAACAAGAACCAAAAGAGAAAGAAAAACAUAGUGAUUAACAAUGUCUGUGAUGUUACAUAUACUAAACUUCACACACACACACACACACACACACGCAUACCCAUCUAAUUUGGUCGACUGAUACUAGUACUGUUAACCGCUUACAGUUUCCUUGUGUGAUUCAUUCAAGUAAUUUGUCAGGACAUUAUGCUGGAACAAAAGUUCAUUCCAGUGUGACCAACCUGAUAAAGUACAUCAAUUUUUUGCAUAAGAAAACUGCAAAUCACUGACAGCACUGAUUUUAGUUAGUCAAAUAAAAUAAAUAUUCUACUAUAGGGCAUUGAAUAUUCUUUCUUUAAUUUCUUAUUACUAUUAUCAUACAUAUAUAUAUAUA